CAGUUAAGCAGCGAGGCUGCGUGCAUGUGGCUGGCUUCCUCGUGCGCUCCCCGCCUGCUCCCGCCCCCACUGCUGCAGUUUGGCCCCGUGUGCACCGGGCAUGUCCUGUUUGCUGCUAACGAGAAAUUAGAUGGCUGGGUCAAUCGGGGCAGAUUUCAUUAGCUUGGUACAGUCGGCCUGCAUGGAAAAAUUGGAGCUGUCCCAUUGAGUGCCUGCGGGAAGGUGCUUGGCCUGCGGAUGGAGCUGGAGUGGCCGAGGUGGGGCGUCGAGGAGGACAGGCGUCAUGCUGAUAUUCUUUCCUGCAUUUAAUCCACCGUUCCCAAUGAACAGAGCCGGGAUUAACAGCUUUUGCCAUGAAAUCGAAGCCAAGAAAGCCUGUGAGUGGCUGCGAGCGGCGGGAUUCCCUCAGUAUGCCCAGCUUUAUGAAGACUCCUUGUUCCCUCUCGACAUCGGUGCUGUGAAGAAGGACCACAGCUUCCUGGACCAGGACUCCCUCAAAUCCCUGUGCAGGAGGCUGAUGACCCUGAACACAUGUGCCUCCAUGAAGCUGGAAGUCCACUUUCAGCGUAAACAGAAUGAAGACUCCGAAGAGGAAGACCUGUGUGCCAUCAGUGACCGAUGGGCUUUUCAGCGGGACAGCAAGAGGUGGUCGCGAGUGGGGUCUGUCGAUGUUCUCUCCCAGGGCUCCGAGGUCCUGAGCUCCACCAUGCGGCUGGCAUCCAGCCGCGAAAGCGUCCUCACGGACCUCAGCACCAACCCAGAGGCCGUGUCUCUGCACAGCAGCGGCAGCACGGGUGGCACACUGGGUGUCAGAGCCGUGUCACCUGGCCCUCCAUCCCCCAUCCCCGCCGAUGCUGUCAUCGCCGCCUCCAGCCACAGUGUGAGUGAACGCCCCUUGCCCGAGCAGCCCUUGGGUGGUGGCGAGGGCUCCAAGGAGAAGCUGAAGAAGCGGCGAUCUCGCAGCUUCCUGAAGAGGAUUGAGUCCCUCCGAAGGAAGGACAAAGAGAAAACCAGCCCAGACGAGAAGGUGGCCGCACACAGCAGCAUUGCAACCACACCAGGAUGGGCCUCCCUGAAGGCUAACGGGGACCUUGCAGCCCCGAAGGCCAACUCCUCUAAAAGGGGGAUCUCUGCCUCUUUCCAUGGCAAAAAACACUUCUUCUCGGUAUCGUACAGGACUAACCGCUUGCUAGCAUCAGGUGGGAGCAAGGUGAGCUCUGAUUCGAAACACAGUGGAGUCUACUUGGAGGACUACGAAACAGCCGGUACAGCCAGCAGCGACUGGACUGACAGGGAAUGCCAGCACCGGCACGCGCACCAGGGCAAUUGUUUGGUGUACAUCCCCCGGGACCACAAACCAGGCACCUUCCCCAAAUCCCUCUCCAUCGAGAGCUUGUGUCCCUUGGGCGGCAGCUCCCUGACCCACUGGAAAUCGGGGAACGCACCCAUUGGGCUGGUGGGAGGCGGCAGGGGUGGCAGCAGCAGCAGCGUGGAGGGCUCAUCCUCGCCACGAGGCUUCGCCUGCCGCCGCCGGCGUGGCUCCUGCAGCUCCCUGGGCAGCCGGGUCAGUGUGUACGACAACGUGCCAGAGUUCGGCAGCAGCGAGGAUUUCUGCAAGGAGGACGGGGAGGUGACCUAUGAGAACCUCGACGACAUUUUGCAGCACAUGUGGGGACUGCAGCAGAAGGUGGAGCUCUGGUAUAAAGCCAUCUCCCCUGACCUGGCUGGGGAGGAGGGGGUUGAGGAGGAGGAGGAAUCGGACUCAGGAGGGGAACCCUCCAACCUGCACUUUGAAGAGCGUUCCAUGUCGGAUGUUGGCACCUCUGCCAGCGAUUUUGACAGCACAGGCAACUCCCUCAAUGAGGCCGAAGAGAUUGAGAUGCGGGAGCGCCGGGACUCAGGUGUGGGAGCAUCACUCACCAGGCCCUGCAGAAAGCUGCGCUGGCACAGUUUCCAGAACUCGCACCGGCCCAGCCUGAACUCGGCCUCCCUGGAGAUCAACCGACAGUCUUCUGCCCAGCUCAACCUGCUACAGAAGUGCUCUCUGCUCCGUCUUACAGCCAUCAUGGAGAAGUACUCCGUGCCCCACAAGCAAGCCUGGACGUGGACUGUGCCCAAGUUCAUGAAGCGGAGUAAAGUCCCCGACUACAGGGACAAGAUGGUCUUUGGAGUGCCGCCCAUCAUCAACGUGCAGCGGACGGGACAGCCGCUGCCCCAGAGCAUCCAGCAGGCCAUGCGCUACAUCCGCAGCCAGUGCCUGGACCAGGUUGGCAUUUUCCGAAAGUCGGGGGUGAAGUCCCGGAUUCAGGCGCUCCGGCACAUGAACGAAACCAGCCCCGACAACGUCAACUACGAUGGGCAGUCAGCGUACGAUGUGGCUGACCUGCUGAAACAGUAUUUCCGUGACCUGCCGGAGCCCAUCUUCACCAGCAAGCUGACAGACACCUUUCUGCAGAUCUACCAGUUUGUGUCGAAGGAGCAGCGGCUGCAGGCGGUUCAGGCGGCCAUUAUCCUCAUGCCGGAUGAAAACCGGGAGGUGCUGCAGACUCUGCUCUACUUCCUGAGUGACAUCGCCUCUGCCGAGGAGAACCAGAUGACAGCUGGGAACCUGGCCGUGUGCCUGGCCCCUUCAAUCUUCCACCUCAACGUCUCCAAGAAAGAGAGCACCUCGCCAAGGGUGAUGCAUAGGAGAGGCACCAUGGGGAAGCCUGACCAGAAAGACCUCAAUGAGAACAUGGCUGCGACGCAAGGGCUCUCCCACAUGAUCAUCGACUGCAAGAAGCUCUUCCAGGUUUCCCAUGACAUCUUGCUCCAGCUGAGCAGCUCCUAUAUGGCAGCGGAUGCUUACCCCCAUCCCCUGGCUGACUUUGUGUGUCAGGGGGAAAGUAAGGCUUUACACUCCUACUUUGAGCAGAGUGUCCAGAACCUGCUGAAAGAGUCAUCGGAGAAAUUCAAGGGGUGGUUGAGCACUCCAGGGCCCCUGAACACGGAGCUCUCCUGCAAAAAGGUUGGGGAUGGACACCCUCUGCGCUUGUGGAAGGUCUCCACAGAGGUUGAGGCCCCUCCCACCACGGUGCUGCACCGGGUGCUUCGGGAGCGUCACCUCUGGGACGAGGACCUGCUGCAGAGCAAAGUGGUGGAGGCUCUGAACAAGAACACAGAGGUCUACCACUACGUCAUGGACAGCAUGGCUCCCCACCCGCGCCGGGACUGCGUGGUGCUCCGGCACUGGUGCACGGACCUGCCGCGGGGAGCCUGCCUGCUCAUCUCCAUCUCGGUGGAGCACGACAAGCUGCCGGCUGAGGGAGGCGUCAAAGCCGUCGUGCUGACGUCCCAGUACCUCAUGGAGCCCAGCGCCAUGGGCCGCUCCAGAGUGACCCACAUCUGCAGAGCCGACCUCAGAGGCCGGUCUCCCGAGUGGUACAACAAGGUCUUUGGCCACCUCUGCGCCAUGGAGCUGGCGAGGAUCCGAGACUCGUUCCCAGUCCUGAGUCCCAACGGUCCCGAGACGAAGAUCUGAGGCACCAGGAAGAUGCUCUGUCCUGUCUGACAUGGACUUGCCGGUGGAUCCGGGCUGGGGCUCCUGGGAGGGAGCACGCUGCGGGCAGCCGGCCCUGGAGGGGAGCAGAGGCUGGCGCGUGUUUGUAGGCGUCCUUUUACCCUGGGCUGGGCACUCCCUGUCCCCCCAACUCUGGCUGCUUCAGCCACCCCUUGCCUGAGCGCAUCAGGUUGUCCACGGAGGCAAAGCAGUGCAGUCCCUGGUCCCCACAGGAGGGGUUAGGGAGCAGUGGGGAGCCUGUGGGGUGACCCCGGGACAGCAGCCUGCGGGCAGCGCUGGGCAGCAGCUGGUGUGGGUUGAGCUGGGUCCCCCCCGGUGUGAAUUGGGAGCUGCGAAGGGUGAAGGUGUGUGGAGCAAAGCAGGGGAGUGCAGGGGCUUGAGAGAAGCAAGCGGGGAGGACUGUGCUGUGUCUGUAGGUUGCAGCUCUGUGUCAGAAAGUGCAGUGUGGCAGCGAGGGGUGGAUCGAGUGUGGUGGCACUGGCAGGGACAGCUAGGGAGGCUAGUGGAAGAGGCUGCUAUUCUGGGACAGGAGGGGCUACACUGAGAUAUGCCUGGAGUCCCAGCAGUUGUUGAAUGGCAAAAGGGAUGUAUUGCUGUUACCUUUGGUGCUGAGUUUUAUUGGAGAAGAAGAAAAUGCCCUCUCAUGCAGCACCUUGCUCUUAGCUAAAAGAGAGCUCUCAUGUGCACUAGGUUUAGUCAGGGCUGGAUGGAGGAUGUUCCAGGGGGAGCCUGUCCCUCAGAACCAGCUUUUGCUUUGUUUGAAGGGAACAGGGCCCGUCUGGAGCCCCUGCUGCCCCUGUAGUUGCUCUGGGCAGGGAACAGGCAGUGUCCCCCUGGGACGGUUCGGAGGAGGCAGUGUGGCAGGGAGGGACGCGUCCAGCCCCACAUCUCCCCAGCCCUUGCUGCUGCUGGGGUUCAGGGUGCACUGCCCUGGAGAGAGGAGAAGGGCAUGGCAGCCUCGCCAGCACCCACUGCACUGCUCUGGGCUGAAAGCUUUGGCCAAGCAGGGUUGUGGUCAUCCCAGCUCCCUGUGCAGCACCUGCCGCCUUUAAGCAAGCAAAGCUGGGUAGCCCAAGCUGGGCUGGGGUAGCCCAAGCUGCCUGGGGCAAGCUCGGCCCCAUCCUGGCCCUUGCAGGCAGGUGGGGUGGCAGGAGGUGGAGGUGUCCUGGAUGCACCCCUCUUGGGGUGGGGCCCCUGCCCCUCCAGGGUGCAGAGCUGCCUCCCCAGCACUGCUCCCGGCAGAGUCCAUUCUCCUUCCCAUCCCUGUCUUUGUCGUGGAGGAACUGACUGCCGUGGCUGACAGCACCAGGAGCCGACGGGGUUUCUGCGGUUAGGCAGGGACCCAAGGUACCCGACAUUGUUCCAACUGGAAGGCAACGUGACCCACACAUGGGAGCAAUUCCCAGUGUCAGUUCUGCUGUAACACAGCCUCUCCGCCUGUCUUUUGGUGAAAGAAAAAGCAGCCCAGCCUGUACUAUGUGGUUUUUUUAAUAUAUAUAUAUAUAAUAUAUAUAUUAUAUAUAUAUAUAUAAAAAUAUAACUAACAAUUGGGGGAGUGAUUUUUCUCCUAAUUUUUUUUAGGCGUUUCUUUUUUUUUCUAUCUAUAAAUACUUGUACAGUUGGAAUAUUAAUAUAUAACUGGCAGCAGAGCUCGGCGCUCGGUGAUGCUCACUUGAGACAUGCAUUUUGUAUUUAAGGGACUUUC
Cuculus canorus (common cuckoo) is the source of this 5264-nucleotide messenger RNA. RefSeq names its product StAR related lipid transfer domain containing 8 (gene STARD8). The record is from RefSeq and is a predicted model, not a curated record. NCBI's taxonomy places the organism in Eukaryota, Metazoa, Chordata, Aves, Cuculiformes, Cuculidae. Gene Ontology annotation, molecular function: lipid binding; GTPase activator activity. Gene Ontology annotation, biological process: signal transduction; actin cytoskeleton organization; regulation of Rho protein signal transduction. Bases 284 to 3520 code for a protein of 1078 amino acids. The transcript has 14 exons.